AUGAAUGACGAAUAUAUUGUGAAAACUGUUCUUCAUGCUGGAUCAGAAAUCAUUAAUUAUAUACCAGGAACAAAGGUUAUUUUUCACUUUAGAACUACAAAAUACGAUUUUGACAAAACAGUGAUAGAUGACAGUAGGAAAAUGGGAAAUCCAAUGGAACUUAUAUUGGGGAAAAAAUUUAAAUUGGAAGUAUGGGAAGUAAUUAUACAAAAAAUGGCAUUGAACGAAGUUGCCUGUUUCAAAGUGCAUAAAAGUCUAGUGACUACAUAUCCUUUUGUCUCUAAGACAUUAAGAGAGGCUGGCAAGCCUCAGUCGCAGAAACGUAAUCACCAUUGCUGUGGUGUUACUCUUCAAAAUGAAGGUAUUGGUUAUGCCGAUUUGGACGAACUUAUAAAAUAUCCUCAAGAUCUGGAAUUUACAAUAGACAAAAAUAACUUGAAAAUGAAGCUAGUAUCAAGGAAUGUAGAUAAGGAUGGAGAAGGGCGUGUGUCUCUUGUCCCUGAAAAUACAGAGGAUAUGUGGCAUGCCUAUAAUCUCAUUAGCGAAGGAGACUUCGUAAGCUGUUCUACUUUCAGAAAAGUGCAAAUGGAAUCGGCAACUGGUAGCUCUAACAGUUAUAGAGUCAGAACUACUUUAACAAUAUGUGUAGAAAAUAUUGAUUUUGAUACUCAAGCAUGUGUUUUACGACUUAAAGGUAGAAACGUGGAAGAAAAUAAGUAUGUUAAAACAGGAGCAUAUCAUACAUUGGAUGUUGAACAAAAUCGGAAAUUUAGUAUUACUAAAGCUAAAUGGGAUUCUAUUUCUUUGGAAAGAGUUGAUACUGCAUGCGACCCUGCACAGAAUGCUGAUGUAGCCGCUGCUAUUAUGCAAGAAGGCAUAGCACAAAUUUGUUUGAUAACUUCCAACAUGACAAUAGUCCGUGUGAAAAUUGAUCAAGUUAUACCAAGGAAAAGGAAAGGAAACGUAUCACAACACGAAAAGGGUUUGACACGUUUUUACGAGAGUAUUAUGCAAGGCAUAUUAAGGCACAUCAAUUUCGAUCUAGUGAAAUGUGUUAUCCUUGCUAGUCCUGGUUUUGUGAAAGAUCAAUUUAUGGACUAUAUGAUACAACAAGCUGUCAAAUCUGAUAAUAAAAUUAUUUUAGAUAAUAAAAGUAAAUUUUUGCUAGUUCACUCUAGUUCGGGUUUUAAACAUUCAUUAAAAGAGGUUCUAGCUGAUCCUGCUGUAGUUUCUCGAAUUUCUGAUACCAAAGCAACAGGAGAAGUAAGGGCUUUAGAGGUAUUUUACAAUACUCUUCAAAUGGAUCCUGCUAGAGCAUUUUAUGGCAAGAAACAUGUUGAAAAAGCCAGUGCUGCUCAAGCAGUAGAAACUCUGCUUAUAUCAGAUAAAUUAUUCAGAUGUCAAGACAUAGCACAGAGAAAGGAAUAUGUUGAGCUGGUUGAAAACGUGAAAGACUCGGGUGGUGACGUCAAAAUAUUUUCGAGUCUACAUGUUUCGGGUGAACAAUUAGAUCAAUUAACUGGGGUAGCAGCUUUAUUACGUUUUCCCAUGCCGGAACUGGAAGACGAAAGCGAGGAUGAUAGCGACUCAGAAGAAGAUUAGAAUCAUGAUAACAAUUUUGUAUAUAUUUGUGCUGU
Molecule: messenger RNA, 1637 nt
Organism: Mycetomoellerius zeteki
Lineage: Eukaryota; Metazoa; Arthropoda; Insecta; Hymenoptera; Formicidae
Gene: pelo
Product: pelota mRNA surveillance and ribosome rescue factor
Exons: 12
Coding region: 1-1602 (533 amino acids)
Biological process (GO): nuclear-transcribed mRNA catabolic process, non-stop decay; nuclear-transcribed mRNA catabolic process, no-go decay; RNA surveillance
Cellular component (GO): cytoplasm
Molecular function (GO): peptidyl-prolyl cis-trans isomerase activity
Source: RefSeq, a predicted model, not a curated record